AUGUUAAUGCUUAUGCAUCUCUUUGCCUUCCUAAUCCAAACUCAAACUAGUACAAGCACUGUGAUUGACCCCAAUACUUUUUCCUUUAUUUCAUUCAGCCCUGAAAGUUGCACUAAUGGUGAACUUCUCUGUAUGGGAUCAGCCACUUCUGGCAAUGGGUAUUUAAGUCUCACACCAGAGCCACAACCACAACAAAAUAACAAUUCCAGUUUACCAUCAUCUUCAACAACCAACAAAAUAGGUAGGGUUCUGUACCCUCAUCCUGUACAUGUUUGGCCAGCAAUUAUCUCUACCACCUUCACUCUUAGGAUCACUCCCUUUACGAAGAAUUCAACCAGCUCUGGUGAUGGAAUGGCACUAGUGUUUGCACAAGAUAAUAGGCCCUCACCAAAUCAUAGCUAUGGCUCAUAUCUUGGCCUGUUUGAUAAAUCUACACAAGGUGGGGUGUUUCGACAAAUAGCUGUGGAGAUGGACACUUUCAUGAAUGAAUUUGAUCCAGAUGGAAACCACAUUGGGAUAGUCACAACAAGCAUCACAAAUCCAGUUGCUUUUCAGAGUCUAAAUAGCACUGGCGUUGACCUCAAAAGUGGAAGAGACAUUGUGUUCAAAAUUGACUAUGAUGGGUGGAAUAACAUGAUUUUUGUCUCAGUUGGAUACUCUAGAAACCAAUUAAAGAGUGUUAUGAACCAUUCAAUCACCUUACCUGAUAUAAUUCCAAGCACAGUUUAUGUAGGUUUCACAGCCUCCACUGGCAUGACUAUUCCUGAAACCCAUCAAGUCCUCAAUUGGGUUUUCACAUCAGUGCCACUACCUAUUCUUUCUGUUGAACCUAGAAAAGUUGACACCUUUAAGAUCAUAUUGAUAAUUGUCAUACCAGUUUUUGUGUUAAUUAGCUUAUUUCCUUUUAUGUGGAAAGCUUGGAAGAAAAUAUAUGAGAGGGGUCAUAAGGAGGAGGAUAUAGAAAGCAUAUCAAGGACAGUUGCAUAUAUCCCUAAGAUGUUCACUUACAAGCAACUGUUAAAGGCCACAUGCAACUUCAGCAAAGAAAAUCUUUUGGGCAGAGGUGGAUUUGGUGGUGUUUAUAAAGGCAUCAUAUUAGACACUGGAAAAACUAUAGCAGUAAAGAAGAUUUCAGCAAACUCUAAACAAGGUGAAAAAGAGUUCUUAGCUGAAAUAUGUACCAUAGGGCGUCUUAGGCACAAAAACUUAGUGCAGCUCCAAGGCUGGUGCAAUGAAGGUAAGAAUCUUCUCUUGGUUUAUGAUUAUAUGCAAAAUGGAAGCCUUGACCACUUCAUAGGCAAGGAUGUUCUGGACUGGAAAACCAGACACAAGAUAUUAACAGGAUUGGCAUCAGCAUUGCUUUAUCUUCAUGAGGAGUGUGGAAACCCUGUUGUUCACAGAGAUGUUAAGCCUAACAAUGUAAUGCUGGAUUCUGAUUUCAAUGCUCAUUUAGGCGAUUUCGGGUUAGCAAGAUUACUCAAAAAUGAAGAUUCAGUAACCACAAAUUUUGCUGGAACUCCAGGGUAUUUGGCACCUGAAAUAGGCUUUACAGGAAAAGCAAGUCCUGAAUCAGAUGUGUAUAGUUUUGGCAUGGUUGUGCUUGAAGUCAUAUGUGGUAAAAGGUCAAGAUGGGUUAUGGAAGAGAACAGUUUGGUAGAUUGUGUGUGGAAUUUGCAUGGUGAAAAUGCAUUGCUUGAGUGUGUUGACAAGCUAUUGGAAAACCAAUUUGAUGAGGAACAAGCUAAAAGGGCAUUGAUGGUUGGACUUGCAUGUUUGCAUCCUGAUUCACUCUUUAGGCCAAAGAUGAGAAAAGUGGUGCACAUUUUUUUGAACUCAAAUGAACCUUUAAUGGAAUUACCAAGAAUGAGACCCACUGGAGUUUAUGUAACAGUUUCUUCACGUACUUCAAUUACAGAUUUUGGCUCUAGAGGUGAGUUAAGAAGGCUUCAAUCAUCAACAACAUCAUUGGAUGAAACUUGUAUUGUGGAUGAAGUAUAA
This is a messenger RNA of Gastrolobium bilobum, 1998 nucleotides long. RefSeq names its product probable L-type lectin-domain containing receptor kinase S.5. Gene Ontology annotation, molecular function: protein kinase activity; carbohydrate binding; ATP binding. The record is from RefSeq and is a predicted model, not a curated record. The coding region runs from base 1 to 1998 and encodes 665 amino acids. Gene Ontology annotation, cellular component: plasma membrane. NCBI's taxonomy places the organism in Eukaryota, Viridiplantae, Streptophyta, Magnoliopsida, Fabales, Fabaceae. The transcript is spliced from 3 exons. Gene Ontology annotation, biological process: protein phosphorylation.